AAUCUUUAACCAAACUAUUCAGUUCAGGUGAAAAACUCAACAAUGACAAUAUAAACACACUACUUACACAGACACACUAUAAUCUGGCAAGUGCAGCGCAAAGCGUGAUAACUGAUAAAUGGCAUUUAUGAGUGGGCUUUGGAAUUCCAUCGUCGGAGGGAACGAUAAAGAAGUGACUUGGGAGGAAAUCUCGCAGUUCUACUUCGAUAAGAAGAAGUAUUUCUCGGUGUCAGAGUGGGACAAGCAGGAGACGCCGGUGGUGUACGGGGAGGCGCAUAAGAUCUCCUUCAAUAAGGAGCGGCUGGGGUUCACGCCUAUGAACUUUGCGUCUAUCUACAAUAUUGAUACUAGGAAAGCGGAAGUCAAGAUGCCGAGCGGUCACGUGGACAAGCCAGCGAUAGAGGACAACCGUGACGGCACUGUCAGCAUCAAGUACGAGCCGCGAGAGGAGGGCGUGCAUGAGCUGCUCGUCAAAUACAACGGGGAACAUGUGCAGGGUUCCCCGUACAAAUUCCACGUGGACUCCAUCCCCUCGGGCUACGUCACGGCCUACGGCCCGGGGCUGGUGGGCGGCGUCAGCGGAGAACCGAGCCAGUUCACCAUCAGCACCAAGGGUGCUGGCGGUGGGGGGCUGUCCAUGGCUGUGGAGGGACCUAGCAAGGCUGAGAUCACAUGCCAUGACAACAAAGACGGCACAGUAUCUGUCUCGUUCCUACCGACCGCUCCCGGCGAAUACAAGGUCUCCGUCAGGUUCGGAGACAAGCACAUCAAGGGAUCCCCCUUCACUGCUAAGGUGACAGGUGAAGGUCGCAAGAGGAACCAGAUCUCCGUGGGCAGCUGCAGCGAGGUCACUCUGCCAGGGAAGAUCACUGACAACGACAUCCGCAGUCUAAACGCUUCUAUCCAGGCUCCAUCAGGCUUGGAAGAGCCCUGCUUCCUGAAACGCCUGCCGUCCGGCAACAUCGGCAUCAGCUUCACGCCGCGCGAGGCCGGCCAGCACAUCGUGUCCGUCAAGAAGAUGGGCGUCCACAUCCAGAACUCGCCCUUCAACAUCACCGUGCAGGACCAGGAGGUUGGAGACGCUAAGAAAGUUAAGGUAUCUGGCUCCGCUCUGAAAGAAGGCAAGACUCACGCUGAGAACACCUUCUCUGUGGACACCAAGAAUGCUGGAUAUGGUGGUCUUUCACUGUCUAUUGAAGGCCCCAGCAAAGCCGAGAUUCAGUGCGCGGACAGCAAAGAUGGCGUCCUCAGCAUCAGCUACAAGCCCACCGAGCCCGGUUACUACAUCGUCAACCUAAAGUUCGCUGACCACCACGUGGAAGGCUCGCCGUUCACUGUUAAGGUUACCGGUGAAGGCAGUAACAGACAGCGAGAGAAGAUCCAGAGGCAGCGCGACCAGGCGCCGCUCACCGAAGUCGGGACCAACUGCAAGCUGACCUUCAAGAUGCCUGGUAUCACGUCCUUCGACCUCGCUGCCACCGUCACCAGCCCCGGCGGCGUGUCAGAAGAUGCCGAAAUCCAGGAAGUGGAAGACGGACUGUAUUCUGUACUCUUCGUUCCCAAGGAGUUGGGCGUCCACACCGUGUCUGUCAAGUACAGGGAAAUCCAUAUUCCUGGAUCCCCCUUCCAGUUCACCGUCGGCCCCCUUCGCGACUCCGGCGCCCACUUAGUCAAGGCCGGCGGCACGGGCCUCGAGCGGGGCGAGGCCGGCCGCGUCAACGAGUUCAACGUGUGGACCCGCGAGGCCGGCGCCGGCCAGCUGGCCAUCUCGCUCGAGGGGCCGAGCAAGGCCGAGAUCGACUUUAAGGACAGGAAGGAUGGAUCGUGUGAUGUGUCUUACAAAGUCGAUGAGCCUGGCGAAUACCGCAUCGGCCUCAAGUUCAACGAGCAGCACAUCCCGGACUCCCCCUUCAAAGUGUACAUCUCCCCCGCUAUCGGCGACGCCCAUCUCCUGGAAGUGGCCCAGUUCCCCGACGCAGCGCAGGUGGACAAGCCAGCGCAGUUCUACAUCAGGCUCAAUGGGGCUAAAGGAGAUCUGGACGCUAGGGUGAUGUCCCCCUCAGGCAAAACUGACGACUGCUUCAUCCAGAACAUCGACGGGGACCAGUACAGCAUCAGAUUCAUGCCACGAGAGAACGGCGUCCACAACAUCAACGUCAAGUUCAACGGGGUCCACAUCCCCGCCUCUCCGCUCAGGAUCAAAGUGGGGAAGGAUGACGCUGAUCCCGCGGCGGUUCAUGCUCAUGGACCUGGGCUGGGGCAGGUGAAAACUGGUGUAAAGACCGACCUUAUAAUCGACACCUGCAACGCCGGCGCGGGCAACCUCGCCGUCAACAUGGACGGGCCCUCCAGGGUCGCCAUGGACUGCACAGAAGUCGAGGAGGGAUACAAGGUGCGCUACACUCCCCUGGCUCCUGGCUUCUACUACAUGAGCAUCAAGUACAACGGUCAUCACAUCGUCGGCUCUCCCUUCAAGAUUGAAGCUACUGGUGGAAACCUGGCCGAAGUCGGUGCCCAGGAGACCUCCUCAGUCUCCGUGGAAACUGUCCAGAAGGUGGCCAAGACUGGCCAGAAGCAGGGCCCCGUGCUUCCCCACUUCAAGUCCGACGCCUCCAAGGUCACCAGCAAGGGCAUGGGGCUGAAGAAGGCAUAUCUUAACAAGCAUAACCAGUUCACUGUCACGUGUAGCGAUGCUGGCAACAACAUCCUUUACGUCGGCAUCUACGGCCCCAAGGGCCCGUGCGACGAGGUCCAGCUGAAGCACAAAGGUCGCCACAACUACGACUGCUCGUACGUGGUCCGCGACCGCGGGGAGUACAUCGUCAUCGUCAAGUGGGGCGACGAUCACAUCCCUGGCUCUCCGUAUAAGGUUGAGGUUUAGGUUGUGAAGCAGUUGUGAAGUACCUAGUGGGGAAUUUAUAGAUGUCUUUGUAAAAUUAUUUUCAAGGACUUUAAUAUUACUGGCCAUUUGUACGAGUAUGAGGCGCAAGACUUUGAAUGGCAUCAAGUGGGUAUGGAAGGUUUUUCUGUAGCGUGAUUUUUUUGAAAGUCUUGUAAAUUAGUCUCUUUGAGAGCAGCUGUUUAGAUAAUUCCAGGAGAAAUUAUGCAGAAAGAGAUUCAAUAUAAGUGUGAUGUUAUUCAAGGUCCUGCGUUACUUGAUUUUAAUAGUAGGGUUAACGCUGGUCAAGUUCUAAAGGGACCCAGUGAUUAACAGUCCGCCGGACGGUAUCGGUCUGUCCGUUGUUCGAAACUGUCAAAAUUUUGUUCUAACUGACAGGCCGAUACCGUCCGAGGAUAUUUAUACAUUUAUGAAUUCCCCACAAACCCCCAAAAAUUUUGAAUUAGGUAUGAUAAUGAAAGUAUUAUAAAGGACGUUAGAUUUUGCUCAUGUUUUGGAUUUCUUCGCUCGGUUAUAAUAAAUAUCGAUAUCGGAAAGGCUUGAAAAAAAAAACGAAAAACGAUCUCUUAAGUGUAUCACAAAAAAAUAGUAAACCUUUCCGAUAUCUAGUUUUUGUACUUAUUUAUAUUUACUAUCAAGUUACCUUGUUCCUUCUUUGUUAUCUUAUUUUAUAUCAUUUCCUAUAUUUAUAGCAUUGUGAAGUUCUUAUCUAACAUGUUCAAGCUUUGAACACAUUAUUUGUAAGUUUUUGUCAACCAGUGCUUUUGAGAAAUUUUAUAUGUCUCUCGUUUAGUAUAUAGGGCGACUAAAUGACAAUACAUAUAAAGUAGUACUUGAAGUAUUCCCUACAUAUUUUAAGUCCUUUGAGGGUUAGUUCUGGAAAUCAUACGCACAUUUGUUUUGUCUAGUCUUAAAUGUUUCUUAACCUUUUUUGUUUAAAAAAAGUUUAUUGAAUGUUAAUCUUCAUUACUUUGAUCAACAUAAAGGUGACAAAAAUUUUUUUCUCAUCAAACUUCAAAAUUUGUAAAAUUGUCGUCAUUAUCAUUAUCUCCAAAGAUUUUGGGUAUAUCGUCUGAAAAUAGUGUAAAAAGUAAGGUAUUUUUUGUAGCUUUGUGUUGACUGAAGUAUUUUAGAAUGUGCCCAUAUUUUUCAGAUCGGACUGUAAACAGAUGACAGAUUUUUUCGAUCUCAAUUAUCAAAUCACUAACAAUUAUUCUGAGAAAUCUGUCCUUUGCUUUCAGUCUGAAUCUUCUUUGGACCUUAUUUAUUCUAAGUGAUCAUGUACCGUAAAAGUGCUCAACUAUGGGCCAAUACUACAUCUAUGGUCCAAAGUACGUGUCCGAGUUAUUUCUUCCAUUUAUGAAAAUAUAUAUCUUAGAACUGUGUCUUUCUAAUACUUAGGUACAUCUAAUGAAGACAUUCGAGUUAGUUUUGAACCAUAGUUGUUAAAUUUUGGACUAUAGUUGUUAUUUUUUGGACUAUUUGGGUGGUUUUACGGUAAUGGUUUAUACCGUAUGAUUUGCGCUGAAUGAACUGUUUUACCUACGUAGGUAGAAUUACCCUGUACGAUGUAAAUACCUAUUUUAAGUAUUUUAAUAUUUGCGACUGUUAACUAAAUAAACGGAAAAUCU
This is a messenger RNA of Cydia fagiglandana, 4530 nucleotides long. RefSeq names its product filamin-A (gene cher). The record is from RefSeq and is a predicted model, not a curated record. NCBI's taxonomy places the organism in Eukaryota, Metazoa, Arthropoda, Insecta, Lepidoptera, Tortricidae. Gene Ontology annotation, molecular function: actin filament binding. The transcript has 19 exons. The coding region runs from base 119 to 2881 and encodes 920 amino acids. Gene Ontology annotation, biological process: actin cytoskeleton organization.